Molecule: messenger RNA, 1560 nt
Organism: Babesia microti strain RI
Lineage: Eukaryota; Apicomplexa; Aconoidasida; Piroplasmida; Babesiidae
Product: WD domain G-beta repeat
Exons: 4
Coding region: 1-1560 (519 amino acids)
Molecular function (GO): protein binding
Source: RefSeq, a predicted model, not a curated record
AUGUCAUUUGAUAGACGUGAAAAAAUACUCCUGAUAUUACAGAAUCUGGAGGAUAUUGGUUAUAAGAAAACAUUUGAAACUUUGGAAGAGGAAAGUGGGAUAUCACUAGAAACACCGCAAGUUAGAAACUUGAAGGAUUCUAUACGUAAGGGUGAUUGGAAUGUUGCGUGUGAUAUUGUACAGGCAUUGAAUCCACCCAAAAAGAUUUUACUCGCUUCUAUAUUUUUGAUACUAGAACAAAGAUAUCUCGAAACUGUGUACAAUUCCGGAUUCGUUCCUGCUUUACCAAUGCUUAAAGAAUUAAGUAAAGCAGCAUUUGACGAUGAAAGUAAGAAGCGAGUCCAUCAAUUAUCAGUCCUCUUAAUAUGUAAAGAUAAAGAUGCCGUGAAAAAUUAUACAAAUUGGGAUAAUAAUACAAAUAGAAACAUAUUGUGGGAUAAGAUUAGGCUGAUCUUUCCUUGUGACAUAUUAUUAUCACCUCAUCGUCUAGAUACAUUAUUAUUACAAGCACGUGAAUUACAAAUAAUUAAUUGCCAACACCAUUGUGACUUACUAUUAAAUACGUCAGUUUGGCCAUUAUUGGAUAAUCAUAAAUGCAGAGAAAAUAUUUUGCCCCAAAAAUGUAUUUCAAGACUAGUUGAACAUACAGACGAAAUUUGGGUUCUAGCAGUUUCUCCAAAUGGAAAUUAUUUUGCAUCUGGUAGUAAAGAUCAAUCAAUCAUACUUUGGCAAUUUUCAUUACCAUUUAGAAAACUUUUUGUAUAUAAAGAACACGUAGAUGCAGUUACAUCUAUUUCCUGGAGUCCAAAUUCUGAAUAUUUAGCUUCAACUUCUAAUGAUGGGAAUUUGCUAAUAUGGAAACCUGAUAAUCCAGAUUCAAUUGCUCGUCUUCCAUCAUUGGUUCUGCCCACCGCUGUUAUAUGGGUUGAUGAUUCAAAUCUAUUAAUUACAGGACUUGAUAAGUUAUUACAGUUAAUCACAUUGGAGAAGUAUAAGUUAAGUGCCACUGGAAACAACCAGUCGAAUAGAUUUACAUUGACCAUCUCUCACAAAUGGAACUUUGGGUGCAGAUUACAGGAUGUUGGAGUUACAUUUAACGGCGAAUUUGCUGUAAUCGUGUGUUUGGAUAGACAAAUUCGAGUUGUUGAUUUGAAAACUAAGAAUUUAUCAUACGUUUUGCCUGAAAAUUCAGCUGUUAGUGCCAUCUGUGUCAGUUCAAAUUCAAAUCAGAUAUUAUUAAGUGUUACAGGUAGCCAACCUGUUGUCCGUCUUUGGGAUUUAGACACCAGGCAUGUUGUUCAAUCGUAUAGAGGCCAUCAAGAGAAUAGAUACGUUGUUAGAGCUGUUCUAGGCGGUCCAAAUGAAAAUUUUGUCAUCAGUGGGAGUGAGGAUUGCCGCAUAUAUAUAUGGUCCAGGAUAUUCGGCACCCUACUGAAAUCUCUUGAAUUGCACUCUGCAACUGUAAACUCUGUCUCCUGGUUAUCUAAAACUAAUGUACCCUAUCUAAUAUCAGCAUCAGAUGACAACACUAUAGGUAUUUGGGCUGCUGAUGUCAAUUGA